Durusdinium trenchii is the source of this 369-nucleotide messenger RNA. The record is from the annotation of a GenBank genome assembly. Lineage: Eukaryota; Dinophyceae; Suessiales; Symbiodiniaceae.
AUGAACAAUACAGAUCGCACCAUAUUUCUACGCUGGGUUGCGCUGGGUGCCAUGAGCCUUCAAGUGCAGCUGCACCCGGAGAAAAACAUGAAGAGCAUGGAAGAGGAAGCAAAGGUGGUCUUCUUCCCAGGAGUGGCAGCCAAGCUGUCAGGCAAUCGAACUGUCGCAAGGAAGCCACUACUUCCGCAGCAUUUCUUUGCAAAGUGCAAAACCAUUCCAAGGAACUGUCAGAAGUUGCUGCGGUCCACCGCUACCAACCCUUUAAGGCUCUGCUUUCUGGCUGCAAGCAUAGUGUGGAAACAAAAGCUGGGCAAAUUCAUCAGGGGUUCCUUCCCGGCCUGCAUCCUUGGCAGUACACCGAGAAAUUGA